AUGUCGUACUUCCGCAUCACCUUGAUCAGAUCUGCAAUUGGUCUGCCAGCAAAAUCAGGCAAUGUCCUCAAAGCACUCGGUCUGCGCAAACGGAUGGCAACUGUAUUCCACCCUGUCACGCCAUCAAUCGCUGGCCAGAUAAUGAAAGUGAAAGAGCUGGUUGCGGUAUCGGAAGUCGAUGAGCCUCUGACAAAACAAGAGAUACACCAGGAACGAGUUCCCGAUCCAGGCUUCUAUGUCGAGUCACGAGCGCAGGAUUUAAGCAAAUAG
Molecule: messenger RNA, 270 nt
Organism: Fonsecaea pedrosoi CBS 271.37
Lineage: Eukaryota; Fungi; Ascomycota; Eurotiomycetes; Chaetothyriales; Herpotrichiellaceae
Product: ribosomal protein L30
Exons: 1
Coding region: 1-270 (89 amino acids)
Biological process (GO): translation
Cellular component (GO): mitochondrion; large ribosomal subunit
Molecular function (GO): structural constituent of ribosome
Source: RefSeq, a predicted model, not a curated record